Vigna umbellata (rice bean) is the source of this 1990-nucleotide messenger RNA. RefSeq names its product protein DETOXIFICATION 42-like. Lineage: Eukaryota; Viridiplantae; Streptophyta; Magnoliopsida; Fabales; Fabaceae. Gene Ontology annotation, molecular function: antiporter activity; xenobiotic transmembrane transporter activity. The record is from RefSeq and is a predicted model, not a curated record. Gene Ontology annotation, cellular component: membrane. Gene Ontology annotation, biological process: transmembrane transport.
UGCCACCUAUGCAACUCAAAUGUUUUUGUUCUCUUCUGGAGUUCUUUCUCUUUUCUUCUUUUCCUACUCUUCUUGCUCAUGUUCGCAUCAAAACUCUGUUGUGAUAUAAUGUGUGCAUGGGGCAUGCUAGAUACUCUAUAGCCUUUGUUGUGGAGUUAAUGAUGGGAACAUAGAUUUCAAAGAUAACAUUGAUGUUGUUUUAGCAAAUAGAAUCUGAAAGGCAAUUGCUUUCACUCUAAGGUUUCACAGUUUAAAGCUGUUUCAGAGGAAAUUUCCUUUGAACUUCUUCUGAAAGUGAGAUAGUGAUUUCUUGAGAAGAUAAGAUGGCUGACAAAGACAGCGUUUAUGCAGAAGAAACUGCGAGGAGGGCUCCAAUUUUCAGCUUCUUUAAAGAUGCUAAACUAGUUUUCAAAUUUGACAGCCUUGGUUGUGAAAUAUUAUCAAUUGCAUUGCCUUCAGCAAUGGCUUUGAUAGCUGACCCUAUUGCUUCACUGGUUGACACAGCAUUUAUUGGUCAAAUAGGUCCAGUGGAGCUUGCAGCUGUAGGGGUGGCCAUAGCACUCUUCAAUCAAAUAUCAAGAAUUGCAAUAUUCCCACUUGUCAGUGUCACUACCUCUUUUGUGGCAGAGGAAGAUACCCUUUCUGGAACCAGUCCUCAAGUAGAGAAGAAUGAAAGGUCGGAGGCAGGUCCGAUUGUAGAUGCUGAAAUGAAAGAACUAGUACCACUUAACAAAGAUUUGACUGCUACUGACUGUAAUAUAGUUAAGUUUGAACAUAAGAGAAGGCGUAUCCCUUCUGCUUCGUCAGCAUUACUAAUCGGUGGCAUUCUUGGAAUCAUCCAAACAAUGUUCCUCAUAGUUGCUGCAAAACCUUUAUUGAACUUCAUGGGAAUAACCUCAGACUCUCUUAUGCUAAACCAUGCACAUAAAUACCUGACAUUGAGGUCCCUCGGUGCUCCUGCAGUUCUUCUCUCGUUAGCAAUGCAGGGAAUCUUCCGAGGAUUUAAAGACACUAAAACACCUUUAUAUGCCACAUUGGCAGGAGAUAUAACCAAUGUAGCACUUGAUCCUUUAUUGAUAUAUGUUUUCCGCUUGGGGGUCAGUGGUGCAGCUAUUGCUCAUGUUAUAUCUCAGUACCUAAUUUCACUUAUACUCCUGUGGAGCUUGAUAGAAAAAGUUGAUCUUAUACCACCAAGCAUCAAGCAUUUACAAUUUCAUCGAUUUCUUAAAAAUGGCUUUCUACUAUUCGUAAGAGUAAUUGCUGUAACAUUCUGUGUGACACUGGCAGCAUCAUUAGCUGCACGCAAGGGACCAACAUCCAUGGCUGCAUUUCAAGUCUGCUUGCAGAUUUGGUUAGCAGUGUCCCUUCUUGCUGAUGGUCUCGCUGUUGCUGGACAGGCAAUUCUUGCAGGUGCAUUUGCAAACAAGGACUAUGAGAAGGUCCAAGCAACUGCAUAUCGAGUAUUACAGCUGGGUUUGCUUCUGGGGUUGGCUCUUGCAUUCAUUCUCGGAACAGGACUGCAUUUUGGAGCUAAACUAUUUACCAAAGAUGUUAAUGUCAUUCACCUCAUCAAAAUUGGGAUCCCGUUUGUAGCAGCCACUCAACCCCUCAACGCUUUGGCCUUUGUAAUUGAUGGAAUCAACUUCGGGGCAUCUGAUUUUGCAUAUUCAGCCAUUUCUUUGGUUGUGGUGGCAAUUUUCAGCAUAAUUUGUCUACAUUUUUUAUCAUCUGCUGGCGGUUUCAUAGGAAUUUGGAUUGCUUUGACCAUCUAUAUGGCUCUUAGAGCAAUUGUGGGCCUUCUGAGGAUUGGAACUGGAUCAGGACCCUGGAAGAUGAUUAGGAGCUAACAACGACAGCAUCAACCCAUAGAUUUGAUAAUUUCAGUGUGCAUGGUGGAUUAGUUGAAAUGCAAUGUUUGAACUUUAGAAUACUUUCAGAAUAUAAAGAAAUAUACCAAAUAAGAGAAACGUAAAAGCAAUUAGUUUCAUUU